Colletes gigas is the source of this 649-nucleotide messenger RNA. RefSeq names its product probable chitinase 10. Lineage: Eukaryota; Metazoa; Arthropoda; Insecta; Hymenoptera; Colletidae. Gene Ontology annotation, molecular function: chitin binding. The coding region runs from base 87 to 320 and encodes 77 amino acids. Gene Ontology annotation, cellular component: extracellular region. The record is from RefSeq and is a predicted model, not a curated record. The transcript has 2 exons.
GAUGAUACGUAUAUAAAAUCAAUUUCUUCGGCAAAGGAGGCACUUUAGAUUCGAAGAACGUAUUUGCAGAAGAAACAACGGUCAGUAUGAAGCUCUACACGAUCUUGCUGUGCGCAAUUCUUUGCAUCAGCUUCUUCUUCUGUGGGUCAACACAUGGAGAAGUUUUGCCAUAUCCAGGCGAUUGCACAAAGUACCAACAUUGCGAUGCGAGCGGAUGUUUUGUAUUAUCGUGUGGUGCAGGAACGGAAUUCAAUCCAAAUAUUGGAACUUGCGACUACCCUCUAGCAAACCGCAUGGAUUGUAACAAUCGUGGAUAUUGAUAGAUAUUUAUGGUGGAAGUUGAUGUUACAUUGGCAUUAUAUUGCUCCAAUGAAGAGAUACACAAGCAAAGUAGUGAAAAAGUGAAUUGGGCCAUUGUUCCUUUUGCAAUUAUUUUUAUCGAGGUGGAUUAAUGAAAUAAAAUUUAUUAUAUUUGUGAACCAUUUAGAAAUUGUGCCUAUUGAUGGUUCUAAUUAAAUUAUAAUUUUAUAUGUAAAAUUAUAUAAUCUCUAUUACACGUACAUAUGUGAAUUUUAUAACUGAAUCGUGGAUAGAGAAAUAAAAUAAGUAUAUAAAAUGUAUUAAUAAAGAAUUAAAAAUAAGUAAUGCA